CCAUUGCACCGGCAAAAGACUUCAGACUUCAACUCACCCUUCUCAUCAUCUUUUUGUCUCUCUAUAUUUCAUCUGUCUCAAAAAUCUCUUCCGCAUCUUUUUCUUCUUCCGUUAAUUUUGUUCUUGAUUUGAUUUUAUGGACAAAGGAUGGGGUCUCACCCUUGAUUCUAUUGCCAUCAAUUCAUUUCUCAACAAGCGCAGCCGUGGGAUUCUGGAGUCUGGCCCCAUGUUGGACAUGCCGGUGGGUGAUGAGAGGCGGGAGGUGGAUUUCUUCGCCGAGAAGACUAGGAACGUCAGUGUGAAGAAGGAGAAUUCUCAUGUGGAUGAAGCUGCGAUCACUGAUUUGGAUGUCAAUACUGGGUUGAAUCUUCUGACUGCUAACGCGGGAAGUGAUCAGUCGACGGUGGAGGAUGAGAAUCCGGAUAGGGAGAAUAAGAGAGCCAAGAUUGAGGUGGCGCAAUUGCAAGUGGAGCUUGAACGUAUGAAUGCAGAGAACCAAAAGCUGCGAGGGAUGCUGAACCAGGUGACCAACAACUACAGCACUCUUCAGAUGCAUCUCGUCACACUUAUGCAGCAGCAGAGCCAGCAGAACCGUGGAGCCGAAAGCCUCCAAGAACAUGGGUCUGUCGGAGGAAAAUCUGAUGAGAAGAAACAUGAGGUUGCGGGAGCGGUGGUGCCCAGGCAGUUCAUCGAUCUAGGCCCAACUGCCACAGCUGACACGGAUGAGCCAUCUCAAUCUUCAUCAGAAGAAAGAACCCGGGAUCUCUCUGGAUCACCCCAGAAUCAUCAGGAAAACGGAAAAAGAGCUGGCGGGGAAGAAAGCCCAGAAUCUGAAACACAAGGUUGGGUCCAGAACAAGGCUUCCAAAUUGAGUCCUCCCAAGACUAUUGAUCAGUCCGCAGAGGCCACAAUGAGGAAAGCCCGCGUCUCGGUUCGUGCCCGAUCAGAGGCUCCCAUGAUCACUGAUGGAUGCCAAUGGCGCAAGUAUGGGCAGAAAAUGGCGAAGGGGAACCCAUGCCCGCGAGCCUACUACCGAUGUACCAUGGCAGUUGGCUGCCCAGUUCGCAAACAAGUUCAGAGGUGUGCCGAGGACAGGUCAAUAUUGAUAACUACCUAUGAAGGAACCCACAACCACCCACUCCCUCCGGCUGCAAUGGCCAUGGCAUCAACGACAUCAGCAGCUGCAAACAUGCUACUUUCAGGAUCCAUGUCGAGCGCAGAUGGACUAAUGAACCCGAAUUUCCUGGCCAGGACGAUACUCCCUUGCUCAUCUAACAUGGCGACGAUUUCAGCUUCAGCCCCAUUCCCCACAGUGACAUUGGACCUCACCCACACUCCUUCCCCAUUACAGUACCAAAGGCCAACUUCCCAGUUCCCGGUCCCCUUCGCCGCCCCGGCUCAGAGCUUCCCCUCCGCGCAAACCUCGCCUCUGCCUCAAGUUUUCAGUCAGGCCCUCUACAACCAAUCCAAAUUCUCAGGGCUGCAGCUCUCUCAGGACAUGGAAUCAGCCCACCAAGCUCCACCAACAUUGCAGCAGCCACAGCCAGCCUCAUUGGCUGACACAGUGAGCGCUGCCACAGCUGCCAUCACCGCCGACCCAAACUUCACCGCAGCUCUCGCAGCUGCCAUAACCUCGAUCAUCGGCGGUGGCGCCGCCCACCCAAACACCACCAUUAACAGCACCUCCAAUGCAACCAACUCCAGCAACACCAACAAAAUCAGCAGCUUCCCGACGGGGAAUUAAUCAGAAGUCCUGUUCAAAUUUUCCGGUGUCCAUUAAUUCACUUUUUCCCUUUCUUCUUUCUCACUCCUCGGGGGUGAGAUCGGGGUUUUACAUGUCCAUAUAUUUUUGUCUUUGUUGUGGGAGGGUUACGAGGGUUAGAGGGUUAGCACACAGUAAUCCAUUCUUUUCUUUAUUGUUUCACUUCGAAUAAUUUGAUUCAAACGUUUCGGUACAUACAAAGAACAAACAAAAAGAAAAAAGAAAAUGAUCAUCAA
Messenger RNA from Vitis riparia (riverbank grape), 1998 nucleotides. Its product is annotated as probable WRKY transcription factor 31. Gene Ontology annotation, molecular function: DNA-binding transcription factor activity; sequence-specific DNA binding. Gene Ontology annotation, biological process: regulation of DNA-templated transcription. The record is from RefSeq and is a predicted model, not a curated record. Lineage: Eukaryota; Viridiplantae; Streptophyta; Magnoliopsida; Vitales; Vitaceae. The transcript has 6 exons. Bases 137 to 1744 code for a protein of 535 amino acids.